Molecule: messenger RNA, 5058 nt
Organism: Loxodonta africana (African savanna elephant)
Lineage: Eukaryota; Metazoa; Chordata; Mammalia; Proboscidea; Elephantidae
Gene: SSPN
Product: sarcospan
Exons: 3
Coding region: 1-732 (243 amino acids)
Cellular component (GO): sarcolemma; dystrophin-associated glycoprotein complex
Source: RefSeq, a predicted model, not a curated record
AUGGGCAAGGAUAAGCGGCCCCGCGGCCAGCAGAGGCAGGGGGGGCUGCAGUCCGGGGACGCCGCCGAGCCCGACGACAUGGGGCCGAAGAAGGGCAAAGGGUCCCCCAAGGAGUGCGGGGAGGAGGAGGCCCGGACGUGCUGCGGCUGCCGGUUCCCGCUGCUGCUCGCCCUGCUGCAGCUGGCCCUGGGCAUCAGCAUUACCGUGGUGGGCUUCCUUAUGGCGAGCGUCAGCUCCUCCUUGCUAGUCAGAGACACUCCAUUUUGGGCUGGGAUCAUUGUCUGCUUAGUGGCCUAUCUUGGCUUGUUUAUGCUUUGUGUCUCAUAUCAAGUUGAUGAACGGACAUGUAUCCAGUUUGCUAUGAAACUGUUCUACUUUCUGCUGAGUGCCCUCGCCUUGAUUGUCUGUGUGCUGGCUGUGGCGUUUGCUGCCUACCACUAUUCGCAGCUCACACAGUUUACCUGCGAAACCUCCCUCAACUCCUGCCAGUGCAAACUGCCCUCCUCCGAGCCGCUCAGCAGGACCUUUGUUUACCGGGAUGUAACUGACUGUACCAGCGUCACUGGCACUUUCAAACUGUUCUUACUCAUCCAGAUGAUUCUUAACUUGGUCUGUGGCCUUGUGUGCUUGUUGGCCUGCUUUGUGAUGUGGAAACAUAGGUACCAGGUCUUUUAUGUGGGUGUUAGGAUGUGCUCCCUAACAACUUCCGAAGGCCAGCAGCAAAAGGCCUAACAUUCUUGCUCAAAGGUGCGAGAGAAAAUAGCACACUGACUGGCCACGGUUUAAAAAAAAAAAAGAAAAACAAAAACCAUUUUUGACAAUGAAUAAUAUUCACUGGUUCUAAAUGAAUAUUUUUAUAUUUUUUUCAGAAAAAAAAGAGCAAUUUCUUCAGGUUUCUAUAGCAUUUUUAAAAAUUCUAAUGAGGUAAGCAAGAUCCAAAUAGACUCUAGGAUAUUAAAAGAACACUGAACAGGGAAAAAGUGGCAUAGAUCUAUCUUUAUAGUCUGAAGUUGAUUCUAAUACUUAUUUUAUCCCAUAGUUAUAUAUAAUCUUCUUCCCUGUAGGUCCAGUUUGAUGGUGUGAAUUGGCUUUUCAGGCCCACUUGUUACGUUUUGGAGUCGCCCUCCAUUACCCUCACUGUGUCUUGGAGGAGUGUUAGGGAGAGGGAAGGAGCGGAAAGACUGGGUUGGAUCUCUUUAUUUUCCCUGGUAGUGAUGUUCUCAAGGCCUGAAAUAGCUUAAAGGAGCAGAGUAGAAAAGGAAGAGCCUUUGCGAAAAGCCGAAUAAUUAUAAACAAACACCUGGGCUGGGGUAUAAACACCUGGGCUGGGGUGGCGGCCUUUGCUGUUCAGCUCUCUCCGUUUGGCGCUCUAAGUAGAUCACUUAUUAAAUGCUUGGAUGAUUGUCAGCUUCUCAAGAAUUAAAAGGUGGUAGUGGUUGUAUUCUUAAUGAUGUAGAAGGUUUCAAAAUAAUUACAUUAUGCUUCUAUUCUAUUGUAUAAAACAAAUGAUUAAAACUAAUUUCUAGCUAAUUGUUAAUUACAGUUACGCUCAGAAGUCUAUUUAAUGAGCCCUGAAUGUACUUAGGCAGCACAGCCCAUGUUAGGAGAAAUUACUCUCGUAAGAGUGGAGGCCUAAAGAUUCUUUCUUCUGAAUGCCAAGCUUUACAAGAAGAAAAAAACAAAAAACUCAGGUUGAAACAUUUAUUUAAACAAAAACAAAAGCAUUUGUAAUGGGAAACAUUUACAAAACAGCACAUUUGUAUUACGUUGAAAAGUAUUUCUCUUGGCAGCUAAGUAUUUUUGAGAAAGACGGAGUGAUGCUGACACGUCCUAGUCACAAAACUGUAUUUAAUACAUUAUUACAUUAUUGAUAUGUAUGCACAGCCUAGAGACUAGCAACAAUGUUAUGAAGUCCAUAUUUGAGUAAUAUGUUCAUUAACUUGGAGGGUAGUGUUUAGUUUAAGUGACUGACGUAACAAAGUACAAGUACCCUGUAGUGGGAGACUUGCCUCUUUUGUUAUUUUUAUUAUAAAAUUCUGAACAAUAUCAUUCUUUUAAGGAAUGGGUCCCAAAUGGAAAUUCAUGUAGCAUAAAUGUUCUCAAGAACUUUCUCUAUUAGCAUGCUCUGCUAAAACCAGAAAUUCAAGAUAAUAACUGACCUAAAUUUGCCUCUUCACAUUGCCUAUUGAUAUACCUUAUUAAUCAUGAAAUUCUACCCUAAAAGAAAAACAUUUCUUGUUUGCCUCAGAACACAAAUGAAUUAUUUCAUGGAUUGUGAUGAUAGUGGUGUCAAUUUCUAUACAAUAUAAAUAUCCAAACAGAAAGGGAAAUGGUAAGUCAGCUGGAGGGCUGUGAAUAUGUAUGUCCUCCAGAUAAAACACCUGAUUAACAGAUGUUGGAACAUUUUUAUGUUUUGACUUGCUUUAAAAAUGGCCUAUGCACAUGUUAGUCCCGGCCAAGAAGGCCGCUGGAGUGUAGUGGGUGAGAGUCUGGAACAUAAGAUUUGAUCACACGGAGAAAUGACACCUGUGGAACGUCAGGGGUCCUGGUGAUGAUCUGAAGCAUACUUUGUGCUUUGUUAAAAAAUCCAAGUAACUGUGAAUCCAUUUUGAUUUUUGACAGAGUUUCCUACGUAAGGAAGAAAAGGAGAAUCUGAAAUGCUGUAGACUCUUCUUCAAAGAGUGGAAAACUAGUGCUUUAAUGCUUCUUACCAUGAAUCAGGCACCACUGAAAGCACACCCCGACUAUCCUUAACAACUUGUGAUAGCAGACACUAUGGGUUUUUGUAUUAGACAUUUAAAACUCUAAACGGCAUUAAGGUGCUCUGUGUUUUACUGGGUAUUUCGAUGGUAGAAUAACUUUAGCUUAUGUGCUUACUUUUUCUAAAUAAUAUAACCAACAAGAGCUGACAUGGUAGCAAGUUUGUUUAUAGUCAGAAUAUAUGUAUAUAUAUUCAGAUUUAAAUUGGGGAUUUUGCUAUUGUGUGAUCAAAUCAUUCUUAAAUCCCUAAAGAGGAAAAAAAAAUCAUAAAUAAAUGGAAGAGAAAAAAAAAACAGAACAAAAAGAUUCCUGUGCUGGGAACUCACCAUAUAUUGAUGUAUAUAAGAACUGUGUUGCAUGAAUAACAAACUGUUUUGGGCUGGAUUUGAAGUAUUUUGGUGUUGUGUUUUGCAAAUAUUGAAGCUACAAUAACGGCAACAGAAAAGGAACAGAUACACAGCUUUACACUUAGCAAAAUAUUACAUUUAAAAUCUGACAAGGAGCCAAGAUGGUGAUUGUCUCUUCUAAACCAUAAAACAGUAAGAUUUGCGCAAUCCUCCUCCUCUUCCACCUCCUUGAGGAGAAUUAAAUGAAUCAAGACUUUGGAAAGAGGGGGAACAGUCGGGACUUGGCAGUACUUGAAAUAGGAGGAAUACAGCAGCCUAAAUGUACAGACUUUGUAACUGAGCCCACUGGAUCGGUCUGUGCCUUCACGUGACCACCAUCUGUGCCUCCCUCGCGCCAUCCAAAUUUGUGUAGGCAGCUUCUUGGAGCCGUGCCUAAAAAAUAUAGCUACACCAGGGCCUUAGAAACUGUAGUUAAGUAACAGGCCUAACAUUUUUUUUUUCCUCUUUGGAUUAAAGUCUAUAUGUCUCUUCUGAGGGGUUUCCAGCUGCACCCGUCAGCUUGUUGUUCUGGAGAGAGAGCUCGUUGUAUAUAUGUUUUCUAUUCACGUUCAGGACAUCAGAAUCUUUUAAUAUCCUUGUAUCUCCCUCAUGCAUGUAGUAUGACUUGACAAUUUUUAUAGUUUUUUUAGUAAAGGGUAGAGUAGAGGGUACUCAAGGGAGAUCCUGAGGGACAAUGGUGAGUGGUUAUUUAAAAGCAAUUACAAAGGAACUUAAAAGAUGCCCUGAAAAACCAAUUAUUUCCUAUAAUGAACCAUACUUUUACAUUUUCUAGUGGACUCUGAACUUUUGCUAUGUAGACAUAAAUUUCUGUAAAUCUUGCUGGCAAUUCAUUUUUCUGCACUCAAAGAACUCUAUCAUGUUUUCAGAUGUAUACUCUAUAUUCAGGAUAGCAUGAGGAAGAAUUGAUGGCCAACUAUAUUGACUCACAGUGGAAACAUUCAUUUGGAUGAAGGCUUAGUGGUUCAGCCUGUGAAAUGAAUACCUUGAUUCUUUUUUUUCUGAUUUUCUAGUACUUUAUUAUCUCAAAUGAUUAUCCCCUUCAGAAAUACUGGUCUGUACUUUGGUGUUGCGGUUUCAUUCGUCUGGCAUUGAUGGAAUUGUGAAUAGAAAACAACGUGUUUCCAACAUGUUCGAGGUGGUUGUUUUUAAAGGGGAUGUGUAUAAUGCAGAAUUUCUUUGUUAAUAAAACUUUCAUAAUCUCCACAGACACCGUAUUUGGGCUUUAAAAUGACUGUAUGUUGUACAUGAACUGGUGAACAUAAAAUCUCUCAGCUGAGUGUCUACUUGAAAGGUCUGGAUUUGGAGUAGACAAGAACUAAUAUUCAUUUUGGCUUCUUUAUUCCAGUGACUGCUUCUGGUUUGGUACACUGCACAUAUGCUAGAAGUCAGAGUUGCAAAUUUCCCCAGGCAAAUAGAGUUUGAGCUGGAAAAAUAUUGCCAAAGGUAUCUGGAAUGCUGGUGCAUUUACAUAUAUAUAUAUAUAUAUAAACAAAACAAAAAACUCGUUUCUGACUAGUCAAUUCUGGCUCAUAGCGAUUCUAUAGGACAGAGUAGAACUGUUUCAUGGGGUUUCCAAGAAGCAGCUGGUGGAUUUGAACUGCUGACCUUUUGGUUAAGAGCUGAGCUCUUAACCACUGUGCCACCAGGGCGGUUUCUCUCUCUCUCUCUAUCUAUCUAUAUAUGCCUAAAGACUAAGAUACAUGUUGCAUGCCCACAUAUUCAAUCAUAUUCUACAUUUAAUUAUACAGAAAAACAGAAGCAUAACACGAAGGGUUGCCACGAGUCAGAAUCAACUCAGUGGCAAAGAGUUUGGUUUCGAUUUAUUCCAUUUCAAAUCUAUGAAUUCAAGCAACUCUCAAGCAAUUUAAAUAUUAGUUGAUUAUACUGUAAG